AUGGAUCCGGAACGAUCGCAACCACCAUGCUCGGGAGUAGUAUGGACUGCUUCGUCUAUUAUCAACAUCUCGGCUCUGGUGCUUAAUUCCUCAUUUGUUUUACAGGAACACCCAGGAUUUUCUCAUCGGGUUGACUUUGAAUCCUGUGAAGGGUUACCUAGCUUAUUGCGAGAGAGUUUUAAAUCCACCGCGGGUCACUCUGACGACAUUCUCCCACGGACGAUCUUUAAUGGAGUGACCGAGAACAAGGAGAGAGACGCGAAAGUUGACUUCUCCAUAAGUCUGGAGAAUCGGCCGGAUACCUCGAGCUCAUCUGCGAUUCGUGGCUUGGCGAUUUCAGGCCCUGAUACCACCAAUAUUGAUACUACGCUCCGCUCGACAAAGCAAGCAGGUCAAUCUCACGAAGAAAUGGGCAUGGGCUGUGCCCCCCAUCACUCUGACAUUCCCUCGUCUUCGCCACUUGAGCAUAUUGAAUGUGCCCAAUCAAACCCUUAUUUUACACCAGCGACAAUUGUCCGAGCGCAUAGUCCGGACUUUAGAACGGAUGUCGUGGGUAUACAAGAGCUUGUUAGUUCUUCGCCUCCGCCAUCCCCAUCGAUGACUUCAAACUAUUUGCAAAGUUCAAGCCCGAUCUCCAGCUCAAAUCCCAUGGAUAGGUCUAUUCAGACCCCUCCCACCUCGUCACCAACGGUUCCCGAAGAAUAUAGUCAAACACUUUCCGAAGGUGUUGAAGAGGAUUUCUACACGGAGCAAACAUACACCGCCUAUUCUCAUUACCCUUUGGACCAUGGGCCUUACCGCAAUAUGAAUCCACAUAUAUCCAAUGACUUCUUUCCACUGCCUGCUCCUCAACAACAUAUAAAUCCGCAACACCAUAUGAGUUCGAUAUCGGGUGCCCUGGUUCCCCCAACAUUUGUUCAGGACUUUUUAGAUGCAACGGCCGAACCCCCCAAGCAUGUCGAGCAAUACCCCCCACCUGAACUCAACCUUACUGCGUCUGAGGUUGAUCUACCGGUACCUGGACCCAGUAACCCACCUAUACGUCCACCUCCACCUGUUAUUGAAGCCAAAUCGAGUUCGGCACAAAAUCGACAGGUAGUACCAAAGAAUGUGGUGCCCAACCCCAAACGCCCCACACUGGCUGGAGUCAAACAACAGCAAAAGAAACUUUCGAGACCAUUUCGUUCACCUGUCAUACACGCCCCUGUUCGCUUAGCCCCAAAGCCGCCGACACCAUCAUCUGGGCCACUAAUAUCAUCCGCCAACUCGGCAAUUCUCAAAGAUGCGGCGGCGGAGACGGCGAAGGUACCAAACGCCGCUGCUGCUUCAUCUUCGUCUCAGCCAGCGGAUACGAAGAUAAAGCACAGGACUGCAAGGGCGUCCUCACAAUUCAAAUCGCCGCUUGCCUCGUCGUCAACAACAGCAGACGAAGCGGCGCUUGUGAGGUUGACGCCUACAAUCCAGUCUUUGGAACGAAAGCUGCAGCUUCUGAGGCGGGCGCUGAAAGUCAGAGAAGACGUGCAAGAAGAAGUUCUCGAAGGACUUGUGAACAAGUGGUCUGAGGCUGGUAAGGAGGUUGCCUGGGAGGUAUGGGACGCGGUGAAGGACAACGCGAACGCAGCAGAAGAUGACAAGAAGGGAAAGAAACGGGCAGUGGAAGAGAGCUGGGGAUGGGAUGAAGGACGAGAGGCAAAGAAGACAAAAGGCGAGGAGGAGAAGGACAGGAACUGGGGCUGGGAUGUGGUGCCGGUUGGAGAAGAGGAAAGGCAGGCAUCUGAGAGUGCAGAGAGCCCGAGAGAGGAAGAAGGAAGACAGCCGACACUGGGAACGAUGUUGCUGCAGCUGGGGAUUGCGCCCGAGACGUUUGGCUGGAGCGAGGAAGAAGGGGCGUUUGUUGACAAAGAAGCUUAA
Messenger RNA from Psilocybe cubensis, 1911 nucleotides. RefSeq lists its product as uncharacterized. The transcript has 5 exons. NCBI's taxonomy places the organism in Eukaryota, Fungi, Basidiomycota, Agaricomycetes, Agaricales, Agrocybaceae. Bases 1 to 1911 code for a protein of 636 amino acids. The record is from RefSeq and is a predicted model, not a curated record.